AUGGAAUUGAAAACCGAUUCUUUUAAACAGCAGCUUAGUUCUUUGGGGGACAAAGUGUUAAAGACUCCUCAACAGGUCAAGCAGAGACUAUAUACUGGACCAAGAACGAAAGAUGUUACAGUAGAAGAGCUUAAGAACAGAUUUGAAGUGGUACACGGUUGUGGCAUUCAGCUACUUCAUGGGUGCAAUCAGUUUUCUAGGAACAUCCAGAGUUUAUUGGUUCAUUUUCAACGCACGAUUGAGAUAUUUAAUGCAAUCUAUGAUAUUAAAAAUGAUCCAGACAAGUCUCACAGAGAUUUUGAGAGCUUACAAAAACGGUUUGAGAUAAUCAAGAACAAGAUCGAGGGAGACUUGCCAUUUUUUGACCAAAACGUGGUGCUCCCGAUUCAAAAUUUUCAUGCAACGUGUGGUAACAUACAGAAUACCAUUGACAAAAGGGACUUGGCCUCUUACAAGGCCGACUCGCUGAAACACAAGUUGGCCAGCAUUUCGCCACAAAAACUCCGUACUCCAGGUCUCAAGUACGAAAACGAAAAGAUCAAAGCCGAAAGUAAAUACGAAAAGGCCUUGAAAGAGUACGAGCCCUUAAACGACCAGAUACGCUCUGAAUUGGGCAUUUUCUUACAAAUGGCAAAUAGUUUCUUCCACGAUUGGUUUUUGAACCACUACUACAUCACAUACUCCAUGUACUACAACAUGUACACAUUCAUUGGUACGUGCGCGGAGGUACGCCGUAUUGUGAUUGAUUCACAAACCGGGAUUGGGACACAGGACGAGUUCUCUCCCAACUCGCAGCAGAUGAUCAGUAUGAUCGAUAUCGCAAACAAUAACUUAACCACCCAGUUCCACAAUGAUUUUGACGUCAUAGCACAGGAAAUUAAAAAGCUCGGCAUCUCGGAUUUUGAAUCUUUCUACGCAAGAUCCACGGCAAACGCAAAUGCGCGGAGACUGCUGGAGGGCACCAAUGCCGAGUAUUCGCCAAUUCGCCACAGUUCUGACAUUGAUAGCACACGCGCAUAUAGACACGAUCAAGAUUUCGGGUUGCAAUACUGCAAGGCUACUACAGAUUUUGUCCCCUCUCCAGAAGACGCAGAAAACACCCUAGCUCUAAGAAAAGACGAUGUGGUUAAAGUUUACAGAAAGGAAACCGAGGACUGGUGGUAUGGUCAAUCGUUACGCACCAACAAAAUUGGAUAUUUCCCACUCCACUGCACCACUAUGGCAAAUGGUUUACGCUAA
This is a messenger RNA of Kluyveromyces marxianus DMKU3-1042, 1239 nucleotides long. RefSeq names its product BAR superfamily family and SH3. Lineage: Eukaryota; Fungi; Ascomycota; Saccharomycetes; Saccharomycetales; Saccharomycetaceae. The record is from RefSeq and is a predicted model, not a curated record. Gene Ontology annotation, molecular function: lipid binding; protein binding. The transcript has a single exon. Gene Ontology annotation, biological process: endocytosis; plasma membrane tubulation; actin cortical patch localization. Bases 1 to 1239 code for a protein of 412 amino acids. Gene Ontology annotation, cellular component: Rvs161p-Rvs167p complex; actin cortical patch; medial cortex.